AUGACACGAAUCUGGACCGGAAGUAGCGGGUUCAAACAAGCAAGCCGAGCAAGUGAAACACGACCACAACGUAAAGACUACAAUCAGCUUUCAUCCAAUGAGAAACUUGACAACAGACAAAUUGAAGAUGUGCACAUAGAUGAAGCCGAGGUGGAUUCCGACGCAAGCAGUACUGACUUAGACGAGCGAGACACGCGCAGUGUUUGUCCGCCUUGUACGCAUGAUCGAUAUAACAACAACGUCCGAAGGCGUGCCCAUGAUGAUUUUAGCGAUGAUACCGAUUACGAUGAAGCACUGACCUGCAACGUUUGUGACCGAUCAUUCCCGAGUCGACGUCAGCUCAGUGACCACCAGCAGAAGAAAAGACAUUUUGGCUGCAGCUCCUGCGAUAGUCUGUUCCCGUCGCUGAUGGCGCUCGAGCACCACAAGGAGGAGUUUCAGCACUGGAGCGACUCCUCUUACUGCUCGCACAGCGAUUCUGACGAGAGCGACGAAUGUCAUGAAGACAGGCAUCGAUUACUAUAAUGCCACCAUCUCAUUAUUGCCGGGGACAAACCAGCCAAGCUGGGCACUUUUGUUUAGUAACCUCUAGAUUGUAGGCGUGAUGCAAAUACAGAUAACAACUCGACCAUUUAUCUUAUUGAAAAUGUAUUUAUAUCAAUUAUAAAAAUUGUAUCUCUACAUUACUUUGUAAGAUUCAUCUCAAUAGAAACAAUGCAAUGAAAUAUGAAAAAUCCCAGUAAAACUUCUUGUGAAGAAAAUUUAUUUUUUUCUAAAAUUUGGGACUAAUGUUAGUUUGUUUUAAGGUGUUAUAUUUAAAACUUACCUAUCUACCAUACCCAAUACAAAUAAUGAAUUUUAUACUAAGUGUAUAAUAUCUUGUAUGAUUUGCAGAGUACAGAA
This is a messenger RNA of Vanessa atalanta (red admiral), 903 nucleotides long. RefSeq lists its product as uncharacterized. The transcript is spliced from 4 exons. The record is from RefSeq and is a predicted model, not a curated record. NCBI's taxonomy places the organism in Eukaryota, Metazoa, Arthropoda, Insecta, Lepidoptera, Nymphalidae. Bases 1 to 525 code for a protein of 174 amino acids.